AUGGACGACUCGAGCCGGAACCUGCUGCAGCUCGAGGACGAGUCGCCGGAGUUGGGGUCGCAUCAGCCGCAUCACCACCACAGACGUCGUCGUCGGAGCGAUCAGCAGCAGGGAGGUGGGGAGUCCGCGGAGCCGCAUGGAGGGUCCCCUUCCCCCUCGGGCUCGUCGGCCGCCUCGACCGGCCUGUCCUCGGGGUCGUCGCCGACUCCCCCGGUCGAGGGCUGUGGCGUCCUCCGGGAGCCACCCCCGGGCUUUGUCGUCCGCGAACUGGAGGCCGACCAACUCCGGGGUGCCGCGCCGGCUUCUCCCACGAGGCUCUCCAGGCGUGCCUCCUCGCGCGCCAGUGUCUUUCCGCCCAGGGUGUCGACCAUCGCCAGGGAGGCCUUUGGCCCAAAGUUGGACUCGCAGGAUGAUUCGUUGUCGAGUUCGCACACGACGAUAUUCCCGGGGGCCGGUGACGAGAAGAUCCACGCCGGGCUGAGGAACAACGGGGCCAGUCCACCGGCCAAUCCACUGCUCCUCGAUCCGGCUGCCGAUAGCAAGGACGACGCCGACGAUUUCCCCCCCGAGGCUGACACGCUCUUUUUCCGAGACGGGAGACGGAGGAUAGACAUGGUGCUGGUCUACCGGCUGGAGAGCGAGGGCGUGAUGACGGAGCAGGAGGCGCGCAAGAUCGAGCAACGCCGUGUUUUCGAGCAAAAUCUCCUUAAGGAGGGCCUCCAGCUCGAACUCGAGCCCAAGGAGAGCUCGUACGACGGCAAGACGUACUUCAUGAAGCUGCACAUACCGUGGAAGGUCAAGGUCCAGUACGCCGAGGUGAUGAACAUCAAACUGCCCACUCGACGCUUCAUCACCAUAUCCGUCAAGGCUUGGGCAACUCCUUUUUUGUUCAUCGUGAAAGAUCGGGACGCGGCGUUCACGCCAGCCCAAAGGUCCCUCAUAGUGAUGCAAAUACUGUUGCGCGCCAAGUACGACGAGGUGCACGAGAAAUCGGGUAUCAGGCGAUUACUGGCCGACGGGACUUACAUUGAUUGCUACCCGAUGCACGAGGGCCCGUACAACAAGCCAACGAGCGACGGACAGACCCUCGACAGGUAUCUGCUCUACAUGAUAUGGGCCAGACCGGGGCAGUGGUACAAGAAGCAGCCGAUUUGGCUGAUACGCCGGUACUUUGGGGAAAAGGUCGCGCUUUACUUUGCUUGGCUGGGCUUUUACACGCGGGCUCUUUAUCUGCCGGCCAUCAUAGGACUGCUGUGCUUCAUUUACGGCCUCUCGACAAUGGACAGUGCCAACAACACCCCGAGCAAGGAAAUUUGCAACUACUCGGUGGCAGGUAACAUAACGCUGUGUCCGCUGUGCGACAAGGCGUGCCCGUACACAAAGCUGGGAGACUCGUGUCUCUUUGCCAGACUGACUUACCUCUUCGACAACGCAUCGACCGUUUUUUUCGCCAUUUUCAUGUCCUUUUGGGCGACAACGUUCCUCGAGAUGUGGAAGCGAAAGCAGGCGGUGCUCGCGUGGGAGUGGGACCUGCAGAACGACGACGGCCACGAGGAGCCCCGACCAGAGUUCGAGACGAGCGUCAAAACGUUUCGCAUAAACCCGGUGACGAGGGAGCGCGAGCCCUACCUCCCGGUCUGGUCCAAGACGCUGCGCUACGUGGCGACCGGCUCGAUGGUCUUUUUCAUGAUCUGCGUAGUCCUGGCAGCGGUGCUCGGAACCAUCAUGUACCGCAUAUCUCUGAUCGCUACCUUCCACGGGGGCGGCUACUUUUUGAAGCGCCACGCCAAAAUCUUCACCUCGCUGACUGCCGCCUUCAUCAACCUGAUCAUCAUCAUGAUACUGACGCGCAUCUACCAGAAACUCGCCCGUUGGAUGGUCAACAUGGAGAACCCGAGGACUCAGACCGAGUACGAGGCCAGCUUCACCUUCAAGAUCUUUCUCUUUGAAUUCGUCAACUUUUACUCUUCCCUCAUCUACAUUGCUUUUUUCAAGGGAAGAUUUUACGUGCAUCCCGGGGACGUGGAGUCGCGCUCGUCCGAGUUCUACAAGAUCCGCACGGACGUGUGCGACGCGUCGGGCUGCCUGUCCGAGGUGUGCAUCCAAUUGGCGAUAAUAAUGGUCGGCAAGCAGGUGUUCAACAACUUUGUCGAGAUAUUGUCCCCGAAGAUGGUCAAUUGGUGGCGCAAGCGUUCCCACGCGGCCGCGACCAAGGACCAGUCGAGGCCCUACACCAGCUGGGAGCAGGACUUUCAGCUCCAGGACCCCGGCAGGCUAGCCCUGUUCGACGAGUACCUGGAAAUGAUCAUCCAGUAUGGCUUCGUGACGCUGUUUGUCGCGGCGUUCCCCCUGGCGCCGCUGUUCGCGCUCUUGAACAACAUUGCCGAGAUACGCCUAGACGCGUACAAGAUGAUCAAGGAGGCGCGGAGGCCGCUCGCCGACAGGGUCGAGAACAUCGGCGCCUGGUACGGCAUACUCAAGGGAGUCACCUACGCGGCCGUCGUCUCCAACGCGUUCGUGAUAGCGUACACGUCGGACUUUAUCCCGAGGUACGUGUACGAGGUGGUGUACUCGCCGACGGAGGAUCUGCGCGGCUACAUCGACAGUUCGCUGUCCGACUUCAACACGUCGCAUUUCACGGAAGCCAUGCGGCCGAGGGAGUCGAGAGACGCGCCCCAGAUCUGCCAGUACCGGGGUUACCGCAACGGACCCGAGCACCGCGACCCCUACGGCCUAAGUCCCCAGUACUGGCACAUAUUCGCCGCCAGGCUCGCCUUCGUCGUCAUCUUCGAGCACAUAGUGUUCGCGCUCACGGGCAUCAUGAGCUACAUAAUACCGGAGGUGCCGCGUUCCCUGGCGACGCAGAUGAAGCGCGAGAAGCUGCUCGCCCAGGAGGCCAAGUACGAGAAGGGCAUGCGCAACCGGGAGGCCGACGAGGAUUUGUUCUCGGUGUUGAGGGACGCGGGUCUCGGGGCCGCCAGGCCAGGUAUCACGCGCUCGACGUGGGCCCGCCGGUUCAGCAAGCUCAGCGACGGCCUCGACGCCCACGUCGAAGUCUCGACUCCGGUGCAACGGAGGCACGCGGCCGAGGCCAAUAGUUCCGUCGCUUGGGAGCAGAUCUCUUGAGUCCAACCGCAGUUUUUUUGUAUUUCCGUUUGGGUGUACGUUCAAGCGUGUGCAGAGUUUUGGUUUGCGUUUCACUGUGCUCUCUCUCUCUCUCUCUCUCUCUCUCUCUCUCUCUCUCUCUCUCUCUCUGCACGGGAUUUCAAUCGACAUACUCUUGUAUGUGCUUCUACCUUAUUGGUACAUUAUUCUAACUAUUUUACGAGUUUUAGUGUAUAAUAAUACCUACAUGAUAUUUUCUGUGAUUGGAAUACGUGCGCCGAUUUGCGUGAAAGUUGCUUGGUUUUUAUCCCAAUAAGUAUACCAAUUGAAGUAAACUGCCUUAAAACAAUUGAACCAUAUGUAUACGAGUGCACUUUUCGUACUUGAUUUUAAAAAAAAUCAGUAGAUUGUUUGUUCCAUUUCGAUCAAGACUGCGUGCUGUUGACACUGUAUGGAGCACCGUUUUAGGGCAAGAGAUUAGUCGUGUUAUACUACGUUAGUAUUUUACUUGUACAUAUGUAAGUAUGUAUGGGUUACUUAAAUUUAGUAAAUAAUUAAAUUGCGUGUAAAUAAAUAUACAUCAUUGUGUAUAGAUGCAUAAUUUUUGAUUUGUGUAAAAAAAAAAUACUUGAUUAUCUCGAGUAAAUUCAGGAUUAAUGCCAAUUGUUACGUAUGCUUUUAAAAUUAUAUUUAUUAAUUCUUUCAAAAUUUAUGUACACAACGGAUAUACUACACAA
Copidosoma floridanum is the source of this 3842-nucleotide messenger RNA. Its product is annotated as anoctamin-4. Gene Ontology annotation, cellular component: plasma membrane. Gene Ontology annotation, molecular function: chloride channel activity; protein dimerization activity. The record is from RefSeq and is a predicted model, not a curated record. NCBI's taxonomy places the organism in Eukaryota, Metazoa, Arthropoda, Insecta, Hymenoptera, Encyrtidae. Gene Ontology annotation, biological process: chloride transmembrane transport.